AUGACUAACAGAACAUCCCUGCACAUGCGUGCUCGGCGAUGGCGUAAUAGGUCUGGUGCUUUGCUCAUCCUCAUUGUCCUAGCAGUAACCUUCAUAUCAGGAAGGCGGCUUUUCGAUGAGCUCUCGGUCCUCACCACGACGAAGGUUAUGACCAACAGGCCUGGUGGACGGGAGCAAGAGCUGGAGUUGGCAUCUACUACUGGUGGCUGGCAGGUAUUAUUGCAUAAUGAUCAAUUCCAUACCUUCGACCAGGUAGCUGACAUUGUUCAUGACAUGUUGGGUCAAGUGUCUCGACAAGAUGCCUUCUCGGCCGCCUUGAAGGCGCAUCGAUAUGGCGAGAGCUCCCUUACCACAGCACCACAGAGGUCUGUAGCAGAACGAUGGGUUAAGAUGCUUACUGAUAGAAAGAUUACCGCUAAUGCGAGAGUAUCGGUUAUCGACACUCAGUUGGCGCUGAGGGACGCACUAGAUGUAUUAGAUCGGACUGGGACCAAUAGUCCUGAGAGCUACAAAGUCUUUACCCAAUUAUUCGAUACCUGUCGUAAGGGAGGGCCAGAUCUAGUUGUGGCUCUCCUGACCGAUACCGACGUGAUGGGCUCCAUGUUGCAGAAUAUCGUACCAAGACUACAGGACAUUCAGGAUUCGGAGGCAUUACAGGACUGCCUCUCCUUCCUGGGCCUGUUGGUGGCUGAGGCACCGGUAAAGGUUAUGAAUGAUGAUGGUGAGGACGACGACGGCAAGAGGCGGCGGAGGGUUGAUGGACUGGAGACCAAGUGUGCUGAGAAGAUUCUUCAACUGUCCAAGGGAGGGUCCGAGAUUGUGGCUCUCAUCACUAAACAAGAUGCUGAUAUGUAUCUUCUCUAUGCUGAGCUACGCCUCAUACAGAGUCUUCACAAGAGAUUCCCUCGUAUAAUAGCAUCGGCUGUAUUGGAGGCACCCGAGGUGGUUGCGGCUCUGGUCGAUCUCCUCAAGACGUGUCCAGCAGCCUUUGUCCGUAACGAGUGCCUGGCCCUUGUCCACAAUAUGGUAUCCGCGGCCAAGGAUCAGGGUAGUCGGCGGGCAACUACCGCUUCUGCAGCUACCGAGGAGAUGCAGAUCUUCCCUAUGUUAGCCUUCCAAGGAGUGAUCGAGGCCCUCUUUGGCAUAGUCUUGGAAGACCCUGUGGUCUCGGCGGGAGAUGUACCAGUGGUAGCACUAGACACGAACCUACAGCUACUGAGGCAUGAGAAGACUCGAAGCUUCUGGCGUACAGGGGGAAGGGAGAGUGCUCAAUGGACUCUAGAGGUCUUCCGGCAUGCACUCUACCCGAACCAUCGUCAGCGUCGCGGUAGUGAGGCCCCUGACCAAGACUUGUUCCCUGAGAGGAGGGAGAAUGACGAGGAGCUGAAGGGCAUAACAAAUGUUGCAACCUUCAAGACAGUAUGGCCGACCCUCAAGCUCUCCAUGGAGAUUCUACACACCUACUGGGGCCCAUCUGCUCAUCUAACGAACCGAAGUAAGACGCAAAAUCAGGAGAAGGUGUAUUGUAUAGACUUGGGGAUAAUUGAGAUAAUCAUCGAUCAAAUAGACAAUUAUCAUCUAUCGGAUGAAUGCCGUCGCGAGCUACUCCACGUCAUUCUGACCCUGCUCCAGUCCUGUGGGAAAUCUACAGUGGAGAAGCUUACUAGUUCAACAGCAUCAGCAGCAGCAGCUACACCGGGUAUUUGGAAGAUAGCUAGCCUCAUGGUCCAGUCCCCUCCUCCAUCCAUUUCCUUCCGCUCCUCAGUAUCAAGCUUCAUAGAGAAGGCAACCGACCUCCCUGGUCAAUUGGUCUCCAUUAUGAUACAGAAUUCCCUCUGUGCUACAUUCAGUGCCACUGUAGCUGGUAUGUCGACUCCAGCUCCUGACGAUGCCAUGUCGACGACAGUGGUCACUCCUGGGUCUUGGGUGAUCUCCCACCUCCAGGGAAUAGCAGUAGGAUCCGAUACCAAGGGCAUGAAAGACACCCUACCACAAGUUGCCAUGCAUGUCAAUGCUUGGUUCUCACUACAACUGCUCAUGAACUGUGUGAAGGGUAAGAAUGUCGAAGCUCAGAAGAUGCUGUCCUCGUCGGCAGUGAUACCAAGUUCAAGUGGUGGAUACCAAUCCCUGCUUACCUUCCUCGACAAGAUACUUCUAUCCUUGGCUGACAGGUUGGAGGCGCCCUUCGAUGAUACUGAUGGCGAAGGGUCCGACUCCGAUGCAAGCGACAACAACACUACUGCACUGUGGUCCAAGGAUCCAUCCACUGUACCUACUACUGUGAUAGCGAUACUACAGACUUUAUUGGUUUUUCGCGUGGAUGCUGACGUUGAUGAUGCGAUAAGCACUGAACCCGUCUAUCUCCGAUUGCUCCAGAGCCUGAUGAGAUAUCGAGGCCCAGGGAAAGUAGAUAUCAAUGGCUUGGCUUCCCUACUAUUGGGCACUUGUCUAAAGCCCUCUUGUGCCAAUAAUGAUCUUGCUACAUCGAUCAUCGAAGCCGAUAUCGGUGUUAUCCAAGCAUACCGAGCAGGAGCUAUUCUACUAGAUAGCGCUCCUCGGCCUGCUGUGCACCAUGACUCUAUAGCGAAGAGACCAACAUGGUAUCCCUCCUUCUUCAUACAAAUAGCACGGAGAGCCCAUCAGGAUGCUCAGAGAUGCUUGGUUCAGCAGACCCUCCAUAUUCGAGAUCCUGGCCAUCAUCAAAGGGAUGACGAUGUCGCCAAGCUUCGUAGCAUGCUCGAGGUCCAACAGAGGGAGGUGGCGAGAUCGAAACAGGAAGCUAGCGACACUCUCCAGGUGUUAGCUGGGAUGUCGGAACAGUUGUCAGAGCUACGGGAUACCGAUACAGCAAGUCUAGUCGAACGUAUAGAGGGACUACAGACAGCAAAGGAUGCAUUAACGGAAGAGGUGGAGGCCUUGAAGCGGGACAACGAGAAUCUUGCCAAAUAUCUUAUAGCUGAACGUGAGGCUGCAUCACGAUUGAUUGCCGAGUCCUCCUAUCAGCUCAAAGCUCUCGCGGGAUGUUAUCGAGAUGAGAAUCUCCGAGUCCAGAAGCUGAUAGCCCAGCAGCAGCAGCAGCAGCAGUAUGGGGAGGGCUCCCCGUACAACGGGGGACCAACAGAGAAUGUGCCACCAGCCACCCAGGAUCUAGUUGAUCUUGUCUCGGCACUAAAGAGGGUCUGUCCGUCUGUUCUUGACAUCAUCGCUGCACCUAUUGACCAGCCUAUAUCUAACCGUUUGCCUCCUAAGUUGCAGGAGCGGGAGGGGUCUGUCGAGCCCUUUGCUGACGAUAACCCAAGCAGCUGA
This is a messenger RNA of Perkinsus marinus ATCC 50983, 3306 nucleotides long. RefSeq lists its product as hypothetical. The record is from RefSeq and is a predicted model, not a curated record. NCBI's taxonomy places the organism in Eukaryota, Perkinsozoa, Perkinsida, Perkinsidae. The transcript is spliced from 20 exons. Bases 1 to 3306 code for a protein of 1101 amino acids. Gene Ontology annotation, biological process: protein catabolic process.